GAUCCAACAUGGCGAUCCUCCCCGCUCGUCUCGCUCCUCCUGCUCCCCCCACCGGUUGGUGAACUGGUACGGUCUUCUACGCAAUGAUGUAGCGGCAGAUAACAUUCGUUCAAAAUGCGAGUAGUCGCCCAAACUUGACGAGGUUUUGGAUUCGCUCCGCUCGAGUAGCGCCUCUUUCUCUCCGGACCCCGCAUAUCCCGAAGGGUCGGAUUUUCUCCGCCGUGGACGACGGGCUCCCGACCUAGGGCCCUGGGGUGUCGUCGUCGUCGCCAUGGGGGCUCCCUCAAAGGGGCUAGCCGACCUGCCGAUCGAGCUCAAGCUGCGCGUGCUCUCGUUCCUGGACCAGCGAGACCUGUGUCGAGUGGCGUGCGUGUCCAGGGAGUUCCGAGAGCUCUCCCAGGACCCCUGCUUGUGGAAACGGGUGGCCAUCGAAGGCGACCUGGACGCGCGGGUCGUCGCCCGUCUGCUCGACCGGGCCAGCAUGCUCGAGGAGCUGUCUCUGCGGGAGUGCUCUGCCGUGGCGCCCUGGGCGGACCGCGGCUUCGACGGGCUGCGCACGCUUGACCUGGGCUUCUCGGCCGACGUGGACGCCGAGGCAGUGACCCGCUUCGUCGAGCGCUGUCCGUCGCUGACGCACGUGAACUUGGAGGGCUGCGGGGAGGUGGACGACGCGGCCGUGGCGGUACUGUGUCGCCUGCCGCAGCUCACGAGCCUGAACCUGUGCCAGUGCCGGCAGGUGACCGACGACGGGCUCGUGAUGAUCGCCAGGGAGGCCUGCUCGCUGCGCUCCCUCAACGUGGCCGGCAUCGACGGCACCAGCGACAGUACACUGUGCGAACUGGCUCGGGGCCUGUCCGAUCGGCUGGAGUCCCUGGAGCUGGACGGAGAACACGUGACCGACGCCGGCCUGGCGCACCUGCAGCAGUGCCACCAACUGACAUCGUUCAGCCUGGGCUAUGCUGAUAGCCUCACGGACGCCAGCAUGGACACGAUCAAGAGCCUGAGCUCACUGCGCCACCUGACGAUCCGGAGGGGACUGUGGCUGGGUGGCGACGCAUUGGCAAGCCUGUUCGAGGGCGGGAGCCUCCGGAAGCUGGUCUCCCUGGAACUGGGCAACAUGCCGCUGGGGGACAAGGGGCUCAAGGUGCUGGUCGACGGCUGCCCGUUCUUGGAAGUCCUGUUCCUGGCCAACUGUUGGGACGUCACGGAGGACGGCCUGGCCACCAUCGUCGCCCGCUGCAGGAACCUGACGGACCUGGACCUGCGGGGCCUGUACAAGGUGACUGGGUCGUCUCUCCGCAAGAUGCCCCCGUGCCUGCCCCGCCUGCGGAGGCUCGGCCUGGAGAGGUGCUGCCAGGUACCCGACGGACUGCCGAGUUACCUUGCUGGACGGGUCCCGGGCCUGAUGGUGUACGGCUUCGACGGCAGCCUGGCCCUGGCUCGGCCCGACAUGGAGGACCCGUUCGUGAGCGAGGAGGAGCCGGAAGACACGUCCUCAGAGGAGGGCCCGGGGGACGUCCAGGGGCCCGGCGAGGGGGCCCCCACUCCGGGGCAAAGAGAGGAGCAGAACGCCGCAAAGACUCCGGACGGCAAAGUUUUAGACUUGGAAGAGGAGCAGCCGCACCAGUACGACCUGUUCUUGACGCAGCCAUGCACCAGUCUGUACUAGUCACCAUAGUCAGACACAGGUUAAGAAUGUGCCAGAAGCUCCCCCCACACCCCCAUUACCACCAGCUGGUGUUCUACCUCAACGCACAAAUAAUCCGCUACAGAGCCGGACAUUGUGCCAACGUCUGUGGGGAUUGGUCCAUACUGCUCAUUCGCAAGAAGAGCAAGACAGGCUGGACACAGAAAAAGCACACCUUUAUUCGAGCAGGCCGAGCAAUUGUCCUCGAGCUUCCUGCGCCGUCGUCUUUCUCUUCCACAAGCCCACGUCACUGAACUCGUCAUGGCUACUGCCUUUCCUGGUUGUUCUGCGAAGCGAUUUGAUGCCAUGGCUAGCACGAGGUAUUUUUUUGGCACAUUCUCAACUUGUCCCCGGCUAUACCCACAGAUUUGUGCCGGCCGCUUCUCCCAGGCAGACAUGAGUGUCAAUUUGAAUGAGAUGUUACAAUAAAGUUGUUGUUUAAUCGUU
Ixodes scapularis (black-legged tick) is the source of this 2134-nucleotide messenger RNA. Its product is annotated as F-box/LRR-repeat protein 4. Lineage: Eukaryota; Metazoa; Arthropoda; Arachnida; Ixodida; Ixodidae. Gene Ontology annotation, cellular component: SCF ubiquitin ligase complex. The record is from RefSeq and is a predicted model, not a curated record. Gene Ontology annotation, molecular function: protein binding. Gene Ontology annotation, biological process: SCF-dependent proteasomal ubiquitin-dependent protein catabolic process. The transcript has 7 exons. Bases 272 to 1669 code for a protein of 465 amino acids.